Molecule: messenger RNA, 534 nt
Organism: Vairimorpha ceranae
Lineage: Eukaryota; Fungi; Microsporidia; Nosematidae
Product: u3 small nucleolar ribonucleoprotein imp3
Exons: 1
Coding region: 1-534 (177 amino acids)
Biological process (GO): rRNA processing
Cellular component (GO): small-subunit processome; Mpp10 complex; small ribosomal subunit
Molecular function (GO): rRNA binding; structural constituent of ribosome; snoRNA binding
Source: RefSeq, a predicted model, not a curated record
AUGAGACAACUAAGAUACCAUGAACAAAAGCUACUAAAAAAAGUUAAUUUUUUAGAAUGGAAGAAUACAAAUACUACAAGAGAACAUUUUGUUAUAGGAAAGUAUAAUCUAAAAGAUAGGGAAGAAUAUACACGAUACAAUCAAAUAGUGGGUAAAAUUAGAAAGAUUACUGAAAUGCUAUCAAGGCUUAAAGACAAUGACUACACCAAAAAGACCAUCAGUACUAAACUGGUAAAUAGAUUGUAUGAUUUAGGACUAAUUUCUAAUAAAAAAUUAGUUGAUUGUACUAAAAUAUCAGUGUCUGAUUUUUGUGAGCGUAGGCUUCCAAUGCUUUUAAAGAAAAAUAAAAUGGUAGAGAAUUUUAUUGAUGCAACAAGAUUUGUAGAACAUGGGCACAUUAGGCUUGGGCAUAAAGUUGUAACAGAACCGAGUGUAAUUAUUAGUAGAGCUAUGGAAGAUUUUAUAAAUUGGGUAGAAGGUAGUAAAAUUAAAAGAAAGAUUGACGAGUAUAAUGAAGAACUUGAUGAUUUUUAA